Molecule: messenger RNA, 1143 nt
Organism: Angiostrongylus costaricensis
Lineage: Eukaryota; Metazoa; Nematoda; Chromadorea; Rhabditida; Metastrongylidae
Source: the annotation of a GenBank genome assembly
ACGACAUUAUAUAUCGUAACAAUCAACAAUUCAUCUGACGAUUUUCAUGCUUUGGUAAUACUCCAAAAUUCAAUAAUGAUUCGAAAUGUGUGGAUAAAAUUUCAGUUGCGAUGCGACCAACGUUCGUUUCACAUUAUGCUGAUGGGAUACGGUUUCCUGGUGGUGUUCUUUUUGGCGAUGGUCGGCAACUGUAUCAAUUUACUCAUCUACAAUUCGGAUCAGAUUCGAUACUACAUCGCAAUUCGAAUGCUCUGCACUCGAUUGUUGAUGAAUACACUGGCGAUGCUGUUCCUUUUACCACAAGCGCUAAGAACUGUCGGUGUGUGGGAAAUGAAUUCUGCAGCUGAUUCCAUCUAUUGGAGCUACUACCCAUACCAGGCGUAUUUCGUAAAUGUGUUCGGAUUUUGCGCGAUGUGGUUAACAGUGUUGAUGACUGGCGAAUGUUACUUGCAUGUUUUCUUUCCGACUCAUUCAAAAUCGAUUUGCACGAAACGGAAUCUAUCCAGAAGUUAUGUAGUAGUGGCAAUUGUCGGUCUACUUCUGGCUAUUAUUUAUCCGUUGAAUCGUUCCGUAUCGCUGAGCAUCGAUUCGUGUGAUCGUGUUGUCGUUCACAUCAUCGCCAGCGAUUGUAAGCUGCACACCAUCGGUAAUCUGUUGUUCGCUAUUAUCAUACCGAUGUCAUUACUUGUGUUUAUGACAAUUUCGGUGGUGUGGAAACUUGUCCUACGGAAGUCCGAGUUUCCGAACACUUCGCAUUUCACUUCUGAGAAACGAUGUGUAACAAGAAUCACACUUAUCACCACAAGUUUGCAGUUAUUGGCCGAAUUGCCACCGAUACCUGUGUUUAUCUACGCCGCAAUAAGCGGUCCUCGGGUGAUCAACGAGAUUCCGGUGUGUGUAUGGAAUACGGUAGGAGUAUUCCUCGGGCUUUGUAACAUGAGCCUAUCGUUCUUCGUCUAUAUCAGCCUCUCUAACAAAUUUCGUCAGAUGGUCUGCAGGUCAAUUGAAUUACUUCCCUUAGCGAUACGCCAUAUAUUCGACUUCGUUAAUACUUACGCGACGACGCCUAAUCUUGCACGAUUGCCGCGUGGGACGCCUAAUUACGGACCUACAUGUUCUUCAAUAAUAGAUGAUAGUUUUUGA